Molecule: messenger RNA, 623 nt
Organism: Scheffersomyces amazonensis
Lineage: Eukaryota; Fungi; Ascomycota; Pichiomycetes; Serinales; Debaryomycetaceae
Product: RNA binding protein
Exons: 1
Coding region: 96-476 (126 amino acids)
Biological process (GO): ribosome biogenesis; maturation of SSU-rRNA; mRNA splicing, via spliceosome
Cellular component (GO): precatalytic spliceosome; U4/U6 x U5 tri-snRNP complex; box C/D methylation guide snoRNP complex
Molecular function (GO): RNA binding
Source: RefSeq, a predicted model, not a curated record
UGUCUUACCAUACUUGUCUUUAGUGUCUUAUUAACUACUACACUUACUGGUGAGCUUUACUGCAAGGAACCGAAACUUACUUACUUACUUAUAAAAUGUCUGCUCCAAACCCAAAGGCCUUUCCAUUGGCUGAUUCCAACUUAUCUCAACAAAUUUUAGAUGUUGUUCAACAAGCUCAAAAUUUAAGACAAUUAAAGAAAGGUGCUAAUGAAGCUACUAAAACUUUAAAUAGAGGUAUUUCUGAAUUCAUUAUUAUGGCUGCUGAUACUGAACCUAUUGAAAUCUUAUUACAUUUACCUUUAUUAUGUGAAGAUAAAAAUGUUCCAUAUGUUUUUGUUCCAUCAAAAGCUGCUUUAGGUAGAGCUUGUGGUGUAUCACGUCCAGUAAUUGCUGCUUCAGUUACUUCAAAUGAUGCUUCUUCUAUUAAGAACCAAAUCUACAGCAUCAAGGAUAAGAUUGAAACCUUAUUAAUUUAAUCUAGAUAAACCAACAUAUAUUUUGGAUUUUAUUAUGGGUUGUUACAGGAAAUAGUAGAUAGUCAUAAAAUGUACAAUAUUGCUAUAGAUUACUCCCCUAAUUGUAGAACUAAUCUGUAAAUCGUAGAUCUUAGAUACUCACAAGAU